UGCCCUUUAUAGCUCCAUAGUCCUGCCACGUCAAACUGACGGAUCUCGGAGGCGGAUCCCGCGCAGUGAAGGGUAGGCGGCGCUCUCAGGAGAUGUAGCCGUGUUUUCUGUCCUCCUAAAGUGAGUGUGAAGUAUUAAAGGAUAAGCAGCAGCAACAAAGAUCAUACCAAGGAGUAACCAUGGAUAUGAAGAAACUGGCUGCAAUACUUGCUGAAGCCGGGCAGUCUCAUGUCCUACAGUUUUGGGAUCAGCUGAGCCCAGAGGAACAAGCUGAGAUGAGUCUUGAUCUGGAGAGCAUGAACUUCAUGGAGAUCAACACGUUUUUCAAAAAUGCCAUGAAGACUUCUGGUCAGAGUUCCAAGGAGAAAGUGGAUAGCAGGAUGGAGCCAGUGCCCCGAGAGGUUUUGGGGAGUGUAACGCGUGACCACGAGUCUCUCAAAGAAUGGGAAGAAGAAGGCCUGCGCUGUAUAUCUGAGAACAAAGUGGCGGUUCUUCUGCUGGCUGGAGGUCAGGGGACACGGUUGGGUGUACCAUACCCAAAAGGCAUGUACGAUGUGGGCCUUCCCUCCCACAAAACCCUCUUUCAGAUCCAGGCGGAACGCAUCCGAAGACUGGAGCAGCUAGUCGAAAGGCAGUACAGUAGGAAGUGCUGCAUUCCAUGGUACAUUAUGACAAGUGGCAGAACAAUGGACAUGACCAAAGAGUUCUUCUCACGACACAAAUACUUUGGCCUGAAGGAGGACAAUGUAUUAUUCUUUCAGCAAGGCAUGCUUCCUGCUGUGGACAUUAAUGGCAAGAUUAUUCUAGAAGGCAAAGGCAAACUGUCCAUGGCACCAGAUGGAAACGGGGGUCUGUACAGAGCUCUGGCGACACAAAACAUUGUGAAGGACAUGGAAAAGAGAGGAAUCUCCUACAUCCAUGUCUACUGCGUGGACAACAUCCUUGUGAAAGUGGCCGACCCUGCUUUCGUUGGCUUCUGUUCACUUAAAGGAGCAGACUGUGGUGCAAAGGUUGUGGAAAAAAAUAAUCCAACAGAAGCGGUGGGUGUGGUCUGUAAGGUGGAUGGGCGUUAUCAAGUAGUGGAGUACAGUGAGAUUACCUUGACAACAGCGGAGAAGCGGAGCAGCGAUGGUCGACUUAUGUUCAAUGCUGGCAACAUAGCGAAUCACUUCUUCACCCUCGCGUUCCUCAAAGAGAUUGUGAGCACUCACGAGCCGCACUUGCAGCACCAUGUGGCACAGAAGAAAAUCCCCUAUGUGAACACACAAGGACAGCUAAUUAAACCUGACAAACCCAAUGGGAUUAAGAUGGAAAAAUUUGUCUUCGACAUAUUCCAGUUUGCCAAAACGUUUGUGGUAUAUGAGGUUCUGAGAGAAGACGAGUUUUCUCCAUUGAAGAAUGCAGACAGUCAGGACGGGAAAGAUAACCCUACCACAGCCCGUCACGCCCUCAUGUCCCUGCAUCACCGCUGGAUCUUAAAUGCCGGAGGGCAUUUCGUUGAUGAGAAUGGAACACCUAUACCUGCUAUUCCCAGACAUGGACCAGCAGGAACAGUCACUCCUGAAGUCAGCCAGAACCUGAAAGAUGGAACUGACCUGCCAAUCAAAUGUGAGAUUUCCCCACUUGUGUCUUAUGGGGGUGAGGGAUUGGAGAAUCUAGUGACCGGGCGAGCAUUCCUGCCCACCCUGGUCAUCAAUGAGAGUGGCGUCCACGAGCUCGUGAAGAACGGGUUGUGAACCAAAAUCUCAACGCUGCACUUGAAAACCAAAUGAAGACUCUUUUAUCAUCUUAUUUCCUGCCAUGGUGAAGGAACUGUGAAAUUUGUGUGCAAUAAAAUGAAUGAAGGGGGCCACACCGCCAAUCAUAAUCAAACCGUUUUAUGAUCAAACUAUUUAUUUUGUGAAGACUUAUUUUUAUAUCAGUGUGCCUUUUGCUUUUUUUAUUUUUUUUCUAAAAUUGGAACGUAUGAAUUUUAGCCAUUUCAUUUAUAGAUAUGUACACAUAUGUGAACAUGGCAUCCAAUGACACAGUGGUAAAUGGGUUCUUUAAAAUAUUCCAGUGCUGUUCAUGUUGUAUGAAAUGCACUGCAGGUAUUUUAGGCAGAGAUUUUAGGUAAUCUUUUUCCAUUCUCUUAAGGUUUAAAUAAAUGUAAAAACUAGGGGGAGGUAAAGUUUUGUCUUCUCUAUGGAUGUCUGUCUAUGACGACUGGAAUCAUCUUUUUUUAUUUUUUAUUUACCAGAAUGUGAGUGAGAAAGUGAUCUUUAAUCUGAUUUUCCAGUACAGGUUUUAUAAGAGAGCAUCUGAGUGGGUAAUACAGAGUCUCUGUUGCUGCCACUUGCUAAAACUAUUCAGAGAGCGCAGAAAGCAAAUUGAGACUGUCUUUCCUUCUCUCCCUCUCUCUUGCACUCUUCCUGUGUCACUAGCAGUUGUUAGCACUUCUCUUUUCCAAAGAAACUUCUUCCACCAUCUUUGUCAAUAUAUUUGUGUUCAUCCAUUUAUAAAAGUGUGUAUCAUAUCAUUGAUUAAUUUGUCUUUACCUGUUUUAUGUACCAGUUUUUCUAUUUUCCAAUAACAUUUAUAGACUUAAAGGGAUAGUUCACCCAAAAAUUAUAAUUCUCCAAUCAUGAACUCACUUUCAUACCUUCCCAGAUGUGUAUGACUUUUUUUUUUUUUUAUCUGCUGAACACAAACAAUGAUUUUUAGAAGAAUAUUUCAGCUCUGUAGGUCCAUUCAAUGCAAGUGAAUGGGUGCCAAAAAUGUUACACUCCAAAAAGCGUAUUAAAGCAGCAUAUUAGUAAUCAAAACAACUACAGUAGUUGAAUCCAUGUGUUUGGAAGUGAUAAGUUAGGUGUGGGUGAGGAACAGAUCAAUAUUUUCAAUAAAUUCUCCUUCCUGCCCAGUAGGUGGCAAUAUGCACAAAGUAUGCGAAUCACCAAAAACAAAAGAAGCUGUAAUGGAAAAAGUGUAUGUGGGGAGUAUUAGUAAAAAGGGACUUAAAUAUUUGUCUGUUUCUCCCCCACCUAUCAUAUCGAUUCAGAAUUAAAUCGCUGGAGUCACAUGGAUUACUUUUAUGUUUUAUUUAUGCAUUUCGGAGCUUAAAAAUGUUGGCACCCAUUCACUUGCAUUGUUUGGACCUACAGAGCUACAGUGACAUUAUGAGAGAAUUUUCAUUUAUGGGUGAACUAUCCUUUUAAGCUCCACUGUUUGGGAAUGUUUUGACUUAUAUAUUGGGUAUAUUGAAACAUUUUCUCUUUUUUUUAAUUGUUUGAUUUGCAUUACUUGAAGUUGACACUGAAAAUCUCAGUUAUUGCUUUCUCAUUACUAUAGUGGGGUAAUUAUUACAAAGAUGCUUUGACCUGCAUCUGUCAGUCUCAAACUUCCAUCACAAACAUAUUGCAUAGUAUAGGCUUGUAAAGUUAAAUAAUUAUUUCUUGCAAAUUUCUAUAGCAGACUGCUGUGCUGUGUUGGAAUUAUGAGGAGGACUGUUUGAAAUGGAAGGCCUCUGAGACUAGGUUGCUCACAAAUGUUGUUGGUACAAAAUCAAGUAUGGGUGACCCACGACCUGAAAUAAAAACAAAGAUCCUUUUCAAUU
Xyrauchen texanus (razorback sucker) is the source of this 3592-nucleotide messenger RNA. RefSeq names its product UDP-N-acetylhexosamine pyrophosphorylase-like. Bases 180 to 1736 code for a protein of 518 amino acids. NCBI's taxonomy places the organism in Eukaryota, Metazoa, Chordata, Actinopteri, Cypriniformes, Catostomidae. The record is from RefSeq and is a predicted model, not a curated record. Gene Ontology annotation, molecular function: UDP-N-acetylglucosamine diphosphorylase activity. The transcript has 11 exons. Gene Ontology annotation, biological process: UDP-N-acetylglucosamine biosynthetic process.